Molecule: messenger RNA, 943 nt
Organism: Spizellomyces punctatus DAOM BR117
Lineage: Eukaryota; Fungi; Chytridiomycota; Chytridiomycetes; Spizellomycetales; Spizellomycetaceae
Exons: 3
Coding region: 26-799 (257 amino acids)
Biological process (GO): protein transport to vacuole involved in ubiquitin-dependent protein catabolic process via the multivesicular body sorting pathway
Cellular component (GO): ESCRT-0 complex
Molecular function (GO): protein binding
Source: RefSeq, a predicted model, not a curated record
CGGCAUUGAGCACACCUUCACUGCCAUGCUUAAAACGCUCACCAAAAAGACCAAGAAAGGCGAUACUGACUUGACGGAUCCUAGAGAUCGGAGCAAUCAAGAGUUUCGAGAUCAUGUACUGGGAAAUAUAUCCGUCAACCUUUCAGCUCUCGUCCAGAAAGGUUGGAUAUCGGAACAUACUGUCGAUACUCUUGUUCAAACACUUCAAAGUAACGGCUUGACUGUUAGCACAACUGCCAGUGUUGCCGUCGGAAAUGGUGCUGUGCAGCAAGAGAAUCCGCCCCCGCCGCCCGAGCGACCUCCCGCGUAUGAGUUGCCUUCCGUGGCAGUAGCGGGUGCAUAUGUUAGCGGAGAUGUUAAAAAGCACAUUGAUGGAGCUGUCAAUAAUGCCAAUAUUACGGGAUCUGCAAACGGGGGGAGUGUUGCUGAAGCCACCGCUGCGUUAAAUAGCUUUAAUAUGGCACGAAGUGUUACCACGCCGGCGCUGAGUAGCGCAUUGAAUAGCGCACCGAACGACAGUGCACCACCUCUACCGCGCCGUCUGGGAGAACGAUCUACCACGUCCGCGCCCGCCUCGCGUAACAUAACACCAUCUGGCCCUCCAAUUCCCGCACCCAAACCACAACGAAAGAUCAUGGUAGCCACAGCCGAUUUUGAACCCUUGGAGGAGGACGAUCUGGGAUUCAGGACAGGUGAUUUAAUUGCGGUGAUUGAAGACGUGGACGAGAAUUGGUACAGAGGUACUCUACGCGGAAAGACGGGGAUAUUCCCCAAGAGCUUUGUCCAAGUUCGGAGAUGACUCUAAGUAUCAUUAUGACUGCUGUAUCUUGGCCUACUGUUUUUUAUAAUAUCCACUUUUAAUGUUGACACCUUUCACGAUCUUGAGUGUAUAGCGUGACGGUGGUCACUUAUUCUCUGUGUUCCGAUGUACAUGUUGAUCGCA